GUGACGUCACUUCCGUCAUUUAAACAUGGCGGAGAACACGGAGCGGUGACUGAGCCCUGAUAUUUUGAUUCUUUCUGACACAAAAAUAAGAAAUACAGCUUCAUGAAACGACCCUUCAAGCUGUGACAACAAUUUCCGUGUCUUCUGUGAAUCUUCAAAGCGUGGCACCAUGAGCAGCAGGAGGAAGCGUGCUCCUCCGGUGAGGGUGGACGAGGAGGCGAAGAAGAGGCUCGAAUGGAACAUGCUUGAGGACCGGAAAAACGAAGUCAGUUUGGAAGAUGAUCCAGAACACAUCCCAACCUGCUCCAGCUUUAUCCAACAGGCUCCAGCCAGUGAAGCUAAACAUGAAACUGCAGCUUGUGUCAGUGUUAAACUUACUGAGGAGUCACCAGGUACAUCCAUAGACACUCCGCCCUCUCCUGUUGUAUCUGUGAAAGUAAUACCAUGGACUCACCAUGGGCCCAUAUGGAAAGCCUUAAUAGGAGAGUUCACUGUUCAGCCAAAAUGGCUUCCUUCAAACUUUGAACAGAGAACGUUCUUGCUCCAAAGGAAAGAUCAGCUGUUUUAUUUAAGUUACAGAAGAAAUAAUGGUUCUGACGAGGACUCAGGGGCUCAGAGUGAGUCCAAAGAGGACACGAUCAAAGCAGAGUGCAGUUUGAGCAAGAUUUCACUGAGGGAUGUGGACUGGCUUCUUCAGAGGAGAGUGGUUCAGCUCUGUCACCAACCACAAGAAGACGCAUAUAAGGUGGGAAUCUACUUAUUGGAGGCUGGUCUUGGGAAGCCUGAGUUUCUGAGUGAAGGAAUGACUCGUUUGAAAAAAGCAAAUCAGAUUUUUCAGAAGAUGAUGGAAUACUUCUAUGACUUUAUUAUACCAGAAGUAGUUGAUAAUGAGGAGGAGGAGUGUGACACAGAGCUGGAGAGACAGAACAUUGAGGAGUUAUACGAUUAUGUCCGGCGCGUUCAUCAGAGAGAGGGGGAAGUGCUGAGCUUCCAAGCCCAGCACAAGGCUCUGAUACCAGUGCUGAGGCCGUACCAGUGUCAGGCUGUCAACUGGAUGUUAAAGAGAGAGAAGGCCAACAGCUCCUCACCCAAAGAACCAGGGCUGCAUCACCUUUGGCACGAGCUGGUGACUCUGUGUGGAAAAAAGCUGUUUUACAACCCAUACACGGGCUGUCUGAUCCGUGAGUUCCCUCUGGCUGGAGUGGACUGGCCUGGGGGGAUCCUGGCCGAUGAGAUGGGACUCGGAAAAACAGUGGAGGUUUUGGCUCUGAUUCUGUGUAACCCUCGACCCAACCUGCAGCAGGAGGCCUACACACUGCCUGAAGGGCAGUCGGUGAACUACUUUGUGCCUCCUCCUCCAGAGAAGAAUAAAGUUCCUCCACGAAAGUCUGAAGUGUCUCAACCAAAAGCAAAAAUCAACUUCCCACCUGUGCGUUCGAUGUUGCUAAUGGCGAUGAAGCAGAUGGACAAAGGCAAAGGUGUGUCCCUGCCCUCCAUGUUUUCAUACAUGCGCAGUUGCUGUGGUUAUGACCCCGUGAAGAACCGGAACCACAUCAAGAGAACCAUGAAGAAACUGCUGGACGAGAAGAAGGUCAAGCAGGUCAAAGGUCGCGGCAUGAUGGGCUCCUUCAAACUCGGAUUCAACUUCACUGGAACUCAAGAGAAGCUGCUCACGCCAGCUAAGAUGCUUCCUAAAACUCCAGAGUCUUCGCCUCGAAAGUCCUUUCAGAGACGAGCGAAGGACAAAGCGGAGGUGGCACUCCAAAACGCUCUGACCGAAGACGACAAGGAUCCCGACACAUUACUGUCCUCCCUCUCCAAUGUCUCCACAGAAACCAAGAAGGAAUAUGAGGAAAACGCAUCUGAAAACUUGGAUGAUUCAAAUGACCCUUUUAACAUCUCAACCUCGUCCCAAACAUCUCAGGACAGAAACAAGGUAGAUUCAAAAGACAAAAUGGAUCAGAAACAGGAAGAAAAAGUUGAAAUGGCCCAAACUAUUCCCCAGGAAGACACGGAUCUGCCCAAACGAGCGUCUGUUUGUCCAUUUAACACUUCAGAUUACCGUUUUGAGUGCAUCUGUGGAGAGCUGGGGAUCAUAGAUUACAAACCGCGGGUGCAGUGUAUGAACUGUGACCUCUGGCAGCACGCAGACUGUGUGAACUACAAACAGGCAAGUCUGGAGACCACGCCCUUCUUCUGCCCACACUGCCUGGUCGCCAUGACGCCCGUGCCCACCGGCGCCACCCUCAUCAUAUCACCCAGCUCCAUCUGUCACCAGUGGGUGGAGGAGAUCAACAAGCACAUCCGCUCCUCCUCCCUCAGAGUCCUGGUGUACCAGGGCGUAAAACGGCACGGCUUCCUGCAGCCUCAGAUGUUGGCGGAGCAGGACGUUGUCAUGACGACAUACGAUGUGUUGCGCUCAGAACUGAACUACGUGGACCUGCCCCAUAGCAACAGUGAGGAUGGACGCCGGUUCAGAAGCCAGAAGAGGUACAUGGCCGUGCCCAGCCCCCUGGUGGCCGUGGAGUGGUGGCGCAUUUGCCUGGACGAGGCGCAGAUGGUGGAGUGCGUCACAGCAAAGGCUGCGGAAAUGGCUCUGCGUUUGGCAUCUGUGAACCGAUGGUGCGUCAGUGGAACUCCUGUUCAGAGAGGCUUAGAAGACCUGUACGGGCUGGUGCUUUUCCUCAGACUGGACCCGUUCUGGGUGAAGCGUUGGUGGGAGCAGCUGUUGUACCGCCCCUAUCGCCGUGGUAACACCGCUCCUCUGUACAGCGUGGUCAGUCAGGUCCUGUGGAGGUCGGCUAAGAAGGAUGUCAUCGACCAGAUUCAGAUUCCGGCUCAGACUGAGGAGGUGCACUGGCUGACCUUCUCUCCAGUUGAAGGACACUUUUACCACAGACAGCACGAGGUCUGCUCCCAGGAUGCACUGCUUCGGCUCAGGAAGAUCUCGGACUGGAGUCUGAAGCUCGGAGUUCUGGACCGUCGCACUGUCCACACAAUCCUGGGACCUCUGCUCAGGCUGAGACAGGCGUGCUGCCACCCACAGGCAGUCAGGGGCGAGUUCCUCCCCCUGCAGAAGAGUACUAUGACGAUGGAGGAGCUUCUCAAGUCCCUGCAGAAGAAAUGUCGUUCUGAGUGCGAGGAGGCCCACAGACAAUUGGUGUGUGCUCUCAACGGUUUAGCAGGAAUCCACAUUAUCAGAGGUGAGUUUGCAGAAGGAGCAGAGAUGUACAGAGAAGUGCUACGGUCAUCAGAGGAGCACAAAGGCAAACUCAAAACAGACUCUCUGCAGAGACUUCAUGCCACUCACAAUCUGAUGGAGCUACUGAAUGCCAAACACCCGGGCAUCCCUCCAACUCUGAGGGACGACAAACUCAGUGAAGAGGCUGAGCAGCUUCGGCAGCACUACAUGACCAAGUACAAUUCUGAAGUGGCCGACGCAUUUAACGCUUUGCAGCCCGUUCUACAGAACAUCAAGGAACUCAAACGCAAAGUGAAGCUAAACUCCCCCUGGUGGCUUGACGUGGUACAGAAAGCAGUCCGCAGCAGCUCAGAGGAUGAACUGAUAACACGAGUCAAAAAUGAACUGACCUCAAACUACAAACAGCCGAUUAACAAGCUCUCCAUGGCCGACAAGUUCCGAGAUGCCAGUGGUCUGCAGUUCAUUCUCAGCACUAAACUUCAGGAGUUAUUAAAAUCUCAGAAAACGGUUCAGGAGGCAGUGAAGAGGCUGGAGGGACCGGUGUCUCAAGAAGUCAUCGAUGAAGCGACCGUCUGCCACCUGAGACCCAACAGACUGCCACUCAACAAUUGUGUGUUUUGCAAAGCAGAUGAACUUUUCAACGAUUAUGAAUCCAAGCUGUUUUCCCACACUGUGAAGGGUCAGACGGCGAUCUUUGAGGAGAUGAUCGAGGAGGAGGAGGGGCUGGUAGACGAUCGUCUACCCACGACGAGCCGUGGUCUGUGGGCAACGAGUGAGACGGAGCGCGCCCUCAAAGCCAUCCUCGCUUACGCCAAGUCCCGACGCCUGGACCUGGGGCUGCUGGAGGAGGGCACCACUUUCAUGGAGCUCUUUGAGAACUGGAAGAAAGAGUACAAGGUGCUUCACGAGUACUUGGGGCGUCUUGAGGAACCAUGGUCCGCAAUCGAUGAGCUGGGGAUGGCCACAGAGAGGACUCAGAGUGAGACUCCCAGACGAGGAAACCCCAAACUACUGCACAUCAUAGAGCCUCAUGAGGUGGAGCAGAACCGAGUGAAGCUCCUGAACGACCAGGCCAUGGCCAAAUCUCAGCUCCAGAAGAAACUGGGACAGCAGCUGUACCUCAACAACCUCGAGAAGUCCCAGGACAAGUCAACAGGAGGCCUCAACCCAGAGCCUUGCCCCAUCUGUGCCCGAGCACUGGGUCAAGAGUGGGCAGUGCUGACCUGUGGGCACUGCUUCUGUAACGAAUGCAUUGCCAUCAUGGUGGAGCAGUACAGUGUGGGUGCGAGAAACAGAGCCAUCAAAUGUGCCAUCUGCAGACAGCCCACCUGCCACUCAGAGAUCUCCUAUGUGUUCACCGCCCAAGACAACAGCCUCGACCAGGAAGUGCCAGUCAGGGGGAGCCACUCGACUAAAGUCGAGGCCGUCAUCCGAACUCUAAAGAAGAUUCAGAUGAGUGACACUGGGGCCAAGUGUCUCGUCUUCUCCACGUGGCAGAGUGUGUUGGACAUCAUCGCCAAAGCCCUGUUUGAUAACAACAUGGAGUUCACACAGAUCAAUGGAACUCACAAGUUUCAGGAAAACCUGAGCUCAUUCAAACACGAUGCUCAGAUAAACAUUCUGCUCUUGCCUCUGCACACCGGCUCAAACGGCUUAAACAUCAUCGAAGCCACUCAUGUGUUACUGGUGGAGCCCAUCCUCAACCCAGCCAUCGAGCUGCAGGCCAUCGGCAGAGUGCACCGCAUAGGACAGACCAAGCCCACAUUCGUCCACAGAUUCCUGAUCAAAUCCACAAUAGAAGAGAGGAUGCAGACGAUGAUGAAAACGGCUGAGAAAAGCCACAGCAGCAGCACCUCCAUAAAGCACUCUGAGGCAUCGGUCCUGACCGUGGCUGACCUAGCAGAGCUGUUCACAGAGGACAGUGGACCUCUGGAGUGAAACAGGACUUUUACUAUGGACAAACCACUGCACAAAUAUCAUCUACACAAGUUAAAGCUCCACUUUGUCACUUUUCUGGUGGCGUAUGGCAUUGAACUUCUCUAUCUCUAUGGAAACAAGCAGGUGGUGCGAAAGGCUAAGUUACCAGCCAGAUCUAUGGUGAGGUGUCCCCGCUCACAAUAAGAAUGCAUGUUUUUCAAGGUAUUUUGAGCAAUAAAAACACCUCUAACUGAAUAAAAGAAAUAUUGAUAAGUUUAAUGCCACACUGGGGGACAUGUCCAUGUACAGGCAAAAUCCACUCCCUCUCUACAAAUUGUAAACUAAUACAUUCCACCUUUUAUAUAUGAAAUGACAUGGACAGAGUGGCAAAAUCUCCUAGAUGCCCUCCCAUCCUCCUACAUCCCUGUGUGUAAGAUGCCCACCCAUCCUCCUGUGUUUGUAAAUUCAGGUGUAUGAAACUAUGUUAGUAUUUUUGUAUUUAAUUUUAAUGAAGGUUGUGGUUCUUUAUCAAAUGAAACACGUGUUCUUGUUAACUCAGUUUAAAGUUGUGAGGUUAAAUAGUGACUUAUUUUUAAACCAAUUAAAUAAAAAAAAUGUUGUAAAUUGUCAUUCCAUGUGCUUGUUGGGGGUGUGAUGCUAACUGUGGCCACUGCCCAAAACCUGACUUAUUUGAACUACAACUGGUGAG
This is a messenger RNA of Periophthalmus magnuspinnatus, 5828 nucleotides long. RefSeq names its product SNF2 histone linker PHD RING helicase (gene shprh). Gene Ontology annotation, cellular component: nucleus; nucleosome. The record is from RefSeq and is a predicted model, not a curated record. Gene Ontology annotation, molecular function: ATP binding; ubiquitin protein ligase activity; DNA binding. Gene Ontology annotation, biological process: nucleosome assembly; DNA damage response; protein polyubiquitination. Lineage: Eukaryota; Metazoa; Chordata; Actinopteri; Gobiiformes; Gobiidae.